This is a messenger RNA of Cajanus cajan (pigeon pea), 1964 nucleotides long. RefSeq names its product MIZU-KUSSEI-like protein (Protein of unknown function, DUF617). NCBI's taxonomy places the organism in Eukaryota, Viridiplantae, Streptophyta, Magnoliopsida, Fabales, Fabaceae. The record is from RefSeq and is a predicted model, not a curated record. Gene Ontology annotation, biological process: hydrotropism.
AUUUACACGGUAGGUUACUCCCUCAUUCCCAAUUCCCCAUAAACAAUAGCUCUAGCAACCUAAAUCUAAUUAAUUAAACUCUGAAGAUAAUUUUCACAAGGAGUUAAACCUUAAAUGUCAUUUUUAAGACCUGCGUAGUAGGAUUGAGGGCUUAGGGACUAACCUACAAUAAGGUGUCAGUUAACAGAUACGUGUAAUGUAGUCUCUGUAGCCAACAUGAGCCACGAGAAUUCAGUAAUUCUUAAUCUGAUGUCACCAUGGUGCACCUUUGCGCUAGAAGACAUGGAUGCAGCAGAAGAGAGUGCUAAGUGCAUGUCGAGUUUCAACAGUGAUGGCUUUGUGUUUUAUUUGUUCUUGCUUUAGGUUUUUUUAAUCCUUUUUUACCGUUUUGGGCAUCAAGUCAAAAGAGUUUAGUCAAGCACAAUGGCACAAGGCUCUUCCUCUCUCUCUUUCUCUCUCUCACCCUGCCCCACAAGAAAGUGAAAUAACAAACACAUUGUCUCCUCAGAUUCCUUUCUUUUCUAUUUGAAGCGCACUCUAUCCCAGUCUCUCUCUGAUUUCCUAUAUCAGCUGGUGGGACUGCUUAUGUUUCUUUUGUCAGGAUUCUCUUGCACUCACUAUAUCAAAGGGUGCGAGAUGGCUAGAAUAACAAAGAAACAAUAAAAUAAACCUGAAAGCCCAACAUAUCUAUCCCCAACAGUGAAAAGAAGAAACCAGAUUCAUACUCUCUCCCUCUCUCUGUCUCUGUCUCUCUCUUCACCACCCCACCAGCUUUUAAAGCCUGUUUUUCCUUUCCCUUAUGAAGACACUAGUCAUGGACACAACCCCAACCCCAACCCCAACCUCUCCUCCUCAAGACUCAUCCUCCUCCAAGAGGCACUUCCACUGGACCAACAAGGUUGGAAAUGAAGACAGCCAAGGCCAAGUCCCCACCCCAGAAACAAUGUCCAAAAUCGUAGAGGAAGAAGAAAAUGACAAAGCUGUUCCACUUCCAGGCCCUGCAGCCACUUCUCAGGCAACAAGGAAGAAGCUUCAAGCAAGGCUUCGCUCUGUCCUCACUGUGUUCAGCAAGAACCGCUCCAACCUCCCCUUUGGCCUUGGUUCUCGAGUUGUUGGCACCCUCUUCGGCUACCGUCGUGGCCAUGUUCAUUUCGCCUUCCAGAAGGACCCCACUUCCCAACCAGCUUUCCUCAUAGAGCUUGCAACCCCCAUCAGUGGUUUGGUCCGAGAAAUGGCUUCUGGCUUGGUUAGAAUUGCGCUGGAAUGUGACAAAGAGAAGGACUCAGAAAAAAAGACCACGAGGCUGCUUCAGGAGUCAGUGUGGAGGACAUAUUGCAACGGUAAAAAGUGUGGCUUUGCAACAAGAAGAGAAUGUGGAGCAAAAGACUGGGACAUACUAAAGGCUGUGGAGCCAAUUUCAAUGGGUGCAGGUGUUUUGCCUGUGAGUAAUGGUGAUGGGGCUGAAGCAGGGUCUGAUGGUGAAGUGAUGUACAUGAGGGCUAGGUUUGAGAGAAUUGUUGGAUCUAGAGACUCUGAGGCUUUCUACAUGAUGAAUCCUGACAGCAAUGGAGCACCUGAGCUCAGUAUUUAUUUGCUUAGAGUCUAGUACCACUGAUCUGUUUAGUUCUUUAUACUUAAAGUUUGUUCUUUGAGAAUGUUAAACACUAGGGUAUUCCUAUACUACUACUUGUUUAGCUCCUUAAUCAUGGAGACCUAGUUCUCUCAGCUUUUUCCUUUUUUCCCCCUCUUCUGUGGAAGAAGAAGUGGGGUUUCUGUUUUUUUUUUUGGGUAGGAUAGGUGGGUAGGGUAAAGGCAGAAAGGGGGAAAAUUGUGGGUAACCGAUACUUUACAGGGUGAUGGUGGGUGGGUCAUGAAAGGUGUAUAUGUAUAGUUUCCUUUCCAAUCCUUUAAUUAGUGAUAUGAGACGGAGGUUAAUGCAAAUCAUCAUUGUCUUCCUAUUUUUA